CGGCCCGUUUGUCUUUUGACUCUUCCCCUCACGCUACUUCUCUCGCGCAUCGUUGGCCCCCGCCGUCGACGCUCUUCCAUCUCCGCAAUCCACUCCGCGCCGCCGUUCCUCCGUGCUCCUCAUCGAUUUGGUGGCUCUUCUCCCUUCGUUUGGCCAGUUUGGUGGCUCUUCUCUGCUUGAUCGCAACCGCAGCCCGCAUCUUCCUCCAUGGCGGCGGCGGCGGCGGCGCCGGAGCCCGAGCCCGAGCCCGCUGCAGCAUCAGCGGCAGCGGCGGCGGCGACGCUGAGUAUUUACAAGGCCGCGCGGCGCAUCAAGCGGCGGGACAGCACGCUGUACAACGCGCUGCGGAGCGUGGCGGAGGACGCGGCCUUCGUGGCGGAGGUCGCGGCGCUGUGGCCGGCGCUGCCGCUGGUGGCCAACCUCCGCUGCGGCCUCUGGUACGCGCCGCCCCGCGCCUUCGCUGCCACCUGCUACUUCAAGUCCACCGACGGCCACGCCGGCAACUGGUCCUUCUCCACAUCCCGCCUCAACCUCCACCUCGCACUCCUCGCCGGGGAGAGAGGUGGGUGCAUAAUAGUUGAUUCAACAAGGAGAGGGAAGCGAUUCCCUGAUAGUAUGUCGAAGACCAUACCCAUUUGGUGUUGUGUCUUGAACCGAGCUAUUGAGAGGCAACGGCAGCAGGCUAUCAACAAUGGCAGCACAGUGAAUUCUGAAGUGGUUGGUUCACCUGCUAUGUGGAAUGGGGAUACUGAAAAAAACUCCGGGUCAUCUAAUUGGGAUAGCUCAGUGCAUCUUCCUGUAUGGGUUCUAGAUACCGAGAAAAAUGCUAUAGAGGGACAUGUCGAGGAAUGGACAGACCAAUUUGAAUCAUGUGGUGCAGACAUUAAUUCUCUUGCAUUACGUUUGCAAAAGCCAUUACGUCCACUAUGGAUAUCACAAAGGACACGCAUAUGGUUAAAUGAAGUGCCAGAGCAUGAGUCAUGGGAUUUCACUCCUAUUAUAUUAAUUUCGGCAUCUGCAUCUAAUGCAGUAGCUACACAAAGGAUGUCUUCAGAAUUCAGCUGGCACUAUAUUCCCGGAGCAGGGGAUGAUGAAGAGAGUUGGGCACGUGGUCUAACUCCUACCUUAUUCUGGAAACAUUCAUACGACCUUCUUGACGCUGGACCAGAUCUUUGUAAUCAUUUAGUUGUUGACAUCGUUGAAAAAGAUAGGGUUCAUCGUGCACAGAGAGGUGAACAUUCUCCUCAAAUUACAGUUAAGCCUCUGAAGAGCCAUGAUGGCCCCAAGUACAAUGAUGAUCAUAUAACCUACGUAUGGCCUAUGAACUCGGACCCUUGUACCAGUACAACAGAUGCACAAUAUUCUAAUAAUGGCCGUCUACUUUUCUGGAUUGGAACAUCAAACCUUGCAGUAUCAUCUACUCUCCAAGUUGCAGACACCUUAGUAGGUGUGGACUGCAUACUGAACUGUGACAGCACGUCAAAGUUACCUUCUAAUUCAUCAGAAAAUUCUUACCUCGAGCUACCUAUUGUGGGCUCAAAGGAGGAUCGAUUUUCAUUGAUGAAAAACCUUCCAAAAGCAGUUGACUUUGCAAAGAGGAACUUGAUUGCUGGGAGAAAAAUACUAGUAUGCUGCCAAAAUGGAGAAGAUAUAAGCAUUUGUGUGGCAUUGGCAAUAGUGACACUGUUAUUCGAUGACAGCGGGUGCUUUGACUACGGCAGUUCUUUUGUGAAAAGAGACAUCACAAAGUUGGAGAUGAGGAAGAGGCUAGUAUUCAUUUGCAAAUUUGCUGUAAAUGCACGGCCAUCUAGAGGAAACUUGAAACAAGUCUAUGGUUUUCUCAGCAAUGAAAAGGAGCGGUUGUUAUGUUUAACAUAGCUUGGCCUUGUUGCCGCAUGAUGCUGUUUCCAUCCCUUGCAAGAUGCAUCUGAUGAGGAGUUCUGAUCCCUUUGCUCAAUCACAGGCUACAGAACAAAUGCUUAAGGGCUUGUCUAGGAGAUGAGACUUACGACCACAUCAAUCAUCAUGCAGACUCUGGUGUCAAUCUCUAUCAUUGUUUAGUGUUGAAUCAGAGAUGCUUUCAUUUGACCAAGAACCGAGGAGGAUUUCACACGAUUUCAUCGAUAACUUAAUGUGCUUCCGUGAAAAGAACAAAUUUACCUUGCUCUUGUUACCCAGGGUGUGUUGCGCACUCUGCAAGACGAUGAACUUCGCGUUUCAGAACAAGCUGGUAACUUCUCCUGUGGCAAUUGCUUUGCGUGAGCAAGUGCCUGCGACAAGUCAACCGAUGCUGAUAAAUGAUCUUGAAUGUUACAAGUGUUCAAACAAUAUUUUGGCUGCUUAGUUUCAGUUCAGUUGACUUUGUUUUAUGGGUGUGAUGAACCUCGUACUUAUCAUGUAAAAUUAGCAUCCCCAGUUGACAUUUUGCUUUGAAUAAUAAUAAAACAGGGCUGAAGUGA
Molecule: messenger RNA, 2459 nt
Organism: Phragmites australis (common reed)
Lineage: Eukaryota; Viridiplantae; Streptophyta; Magnoliopsida; Poales; Poaceae
Product: tRNA A64-2'-O-ribosylphosphate transferase
Exons: 8
Coding region: 208-1878 (556 amino acids)
Biological process (GO): charged-tRNA amino acid modification
Cellular component (GO): cytoplasm
Molecular function (GO): tRNA adenosine(64)-2'-O-ribosylphosphate transferase activity
Source: RefSeq, a predicted model, not a curated record